Molecule: messenger RNA, 3530 nt
Organism: Ricinus communis (castor bean)
Lineage: Eukaryota; Viridiplantae; Streptophyta; Magnoliopsida; Malpighiales; Euphorbiaceae
Product: pentatricopeptide repeat-containing protein At3g06920
Exons: 3
Coding region: 115-2820 (901 amino acids)
Molecular function (GO): protein binding
Source: RefSeq, a predicted model, not a curated record
UCUCCCUCUCCUAAACCUUGGACUUAAACCCUAAAAACUGAAUCUUGUUACUUAUUUUUCUUGAUAAUUUUGUGGAAGGUAAGAAAAGGCAAAGUUUGUGCAAGAAAUGCAUAAAUGAAGAUGCUAUUAAGGAAGCCAGCAGGUGCAAACUUACGGAAUGGAUUUAGGUUCUGGAAUAUUUAUACCAAUUCCCGGAAGUGGAUUUCCAUCUAUACUGGACUAUCUUCUGGUUUGGAUGGUCAAGUUACUUCCUUUAUGGAUGCUGAUAAUCACGAAAACUGGACAAAAAGCGGCACCGCAAAGGAAGUAGUUGAUGAUGUGUGUAAAAUAUUGGAAAGUGGUAAUUGGGGACCUGAUGUUGAGAAUGCGUUAUCCCUGUUUGUUGAAAGUCCUAAAACAGAUUUGGUAAUUGGGGUUUUAAGGAGAGCGAAAGAUGUUAAUCAAGCAAUAAGUUAUUUUAGGUGGACCGAGAGAAAAACUGACCAGGCUUUAUGUCCGGAGGCUUAUGAUUCACUUCUUUUAGUAAUGGCUAAAAAUGUGAAGUUUGAUUAUUUCGAACAAAUUCUUGGAGAAAUGAGUAUUGCUGGAUUUGGUCCAUCAACUAAGACUUGCAUUGAAUUAAUUUUGAGCUGCAUAAAAUCGAAUAAGCUUAGAGAAGGUUUUGAUCUCAUUCAAUGUAUGAGGAAAUUCAAGUUUCGACCUGCUUUUUCUGCUUAUACAACUUUGAUUGGUGCCCUCUCCAGUGUACAAGAAUCUGACAUCAUGCUUACUCUAUUUCAUCAAAUGCAGGAACUGGGUUAUGAAGUAAGUGUACACUUGUUUACAACUGUUAUUCGCGUGUUUGCUAGAGAAGGUCGUCUUGAUGCUGCUCUUUCACUAUUGGAUGAGAUGAAAAGCAACUGUCUUCAUGCUGAUAUUGUUCUUUAUAAUGUCUGUAUAGAUUGCUUUGGUAAGGCGGGUAAAGUGGAUAUGGCUUGGAAGUUCUUUCAUGAGAUUAAAUCACAUGGUUUAUUGCCUGAUGAUGUGACUUAUACGAGCAUGAUAGGUGUUCUCUGCAAAGGAAAUAGACUGGAUGAAGCAGUGGAAAUAUUUGAGCAGAUGGAACAAAAUAGAAAUGUCCCGUGUGCAUACGCAUACAACACUAUGAUUAUGGGUUAUGGAUCAGCUGGAAAGUUUGAUGAGGCAUAUAGUUUACUCGAGCGACAAAAGGCAAGGGGAUGUAUUCCCAGUGUUAUUGCAUACAAUUGCAUUCUGACAUGCCUUGGGAAAAAGGGAAGACUAGGGGAGGCAUUGAGAACUUUUGAAGAGAUGAAAAAGGAUGCAGCGCCCAAUCUUUCAACAUAUAAUGUUCUAAUAGAUAUGCUAUGCAAAGCAGGAGAAGUUGAAGCUGCUUUCAAGGUUCGGGAUGCAAUGAAAGAAGCUGGCUUGUUUCCUAAUGUCAUGACUGUAAACAUAAUGAUUGAUAGACUAUGUAAGGCUAAAAAACUUGAUGAGGCAUGCUCUAUAUUUGAAGGAAUGAAUCAUAAAAUUUGUUCCCCAGAUGAAGUUACAUUCUGUUCACUUAUAGAUGGUUUGGGCAAACAAGGUAGAGUGGAUGAUGCCUACAGGCUUUAUGAACAGAUGUUGGAUUCUGAUAAAAUCCCAAAUGCUGUUGUAUAUACAUCCCUCAUUAAAAGUUUCUUCAAGUGCGGUAGGAAGGAGGAUGGUCACAAGAUAUUCAAGGAAAUGAUCCACAGGGGCUGUUCUCCUGACCUCAGGCUUCUUAAUGCCUAUAUGGAUUGUGUUUUCAAAGCUGGUGAAACUGGGAAAGGAAGGGCCUUAUUUGAGGAAAUAAAAUCUCGAGGAUUUAUUCCAGAUGUUAUGAGUUAUUCAAUCCUAAUUCAUGGCCUUGUGAAAGCUGGUUUUGCACGAGAAACAUAUGAGUUGUUUUAUGCAAUGAAGGAACAAGGCUGUGUUUUAGACACCCAUGCUUAUAACACUUUUAUUGAUGGGUUUUGUAAGUCGGGAAAAGUGAAUAAAGCUUAUCAGCUGCUAGAGGAAAUGAAGACAAAGGGCCGCCAACCAACUGUUGUCACUUAUGGCUCCGUGAUCGAUGGCCUUGCCAAAAUUGAUAGGCUAGAUGAAGCGUAUAUGCUCUUUGAAGAAGCUAAGUCAAAUGGUUUAGAGCUAAAUGUUGUCAUCUAUAGCAGUCUCAUUGAUGGGUUCGGAAAAGUGGGUAGGAUUGACGAGGCAUAUUUAAUCAUGGAAGAGUUGAUGCAGAAAGGGUUAACACCUAAUGUGUACACGUGGAAUUGCUUGCUUGAUGCCUUGGUGAAAGCGGAAGAAAUUAACGAGGCCCUUGUGUGCUUUCAGAACAUGAAAAAUUUGAAAGGCACUCCCAAUCAUAUCACUUACAGCAUUCUUAUAAAUGGUCUCUGCCGGGUUAGAAAAUUCAACAAGGCCUUUGUGUUUUGGCAAGAGAUGCAGAAGCAAGGCUUAAAACCCAAUACUAUUACAUACACUACAAUGAUUGCAGGACUUGCAAAAGCCGGGAACAUUGCAGAGGCUAGUUCGCUCUUCGAGAGGUUUAAAGCAAAUGGCGGUGUACCUGAUUCUGCUAGUUAUAAUGCUAUCAUUGAAGGGUUAAGUUACUCAAGAAGGGCAAUGGAAGCAUAUAAGAUUUUUGAAGAAACUCGGAUGAAAGGGUGUAAUAUUCAUACCAAAACCUGUAUUGCACUUUUAGAUGCCCUGCAGAAGGAUGAAUGUCUUGAGCAGGCAGCAAUUGUGGGGGCUGUUUUAAGGGAAAUAGCAAAAUCUCAACAUGCUGCAAGAUCUUGGUGACAUUAUGUUCCUAUCAGCUACAAAGGAGCUGGUUCUUGUUGUUAACUUAGCAAGUGGUUGAUGCUGUAAUUUUUCUCCUAUCUCGCUGAUGAUCAAUAUCUUGGCCAGAUAGCGCUAUUCAUCCAUCACUCACUUCCUCAUUGGGGCUGUAGUUGCUCCCUGCAGAGGUAAGCAACUUGACUCUUCAUUUUGGUAAGCAUCUAGGCGCGCUAACAUCAGCGAUAAACGUACAAAUGAUAUAUCUCUCUAGUUGGCAUAAGCUUGCAUGAGUUAUAUUGCUCCAACAAUCAUAAAUCCUCUCUGGCUCGCACAUCUAUGAGUUUCCAUAAGUCGAGGAAUGCUUACAGCAUGGGUGGAGCCGCUUUAUAUUCAAGGGGGGCAAUGACCAUCUUUAUUUUAUUUCAACAAGGAUGUUUAGUAUUUUGCCUCUCUUGAUUUCAAAUCCUUGCUUUCAGUGAUUACAUGCUAAUGCAAAUGGCAUUGGACUCUGGUUUUAUAUUAUUCUCUCAUAGAGCAUUGUGCAAAAGAUGCCUUUGUACCAUAGCAGCAGACCAAUGUCCAGUUAUCUUCUGAGUUCAGUGAUUCAAUUGUUGGAGUAGAAAUUGCCUCAUCCAUAGAUGUUCCAUUUGAAUGAACAUAUUGCUUUGUGACAUUAUUGUUUUUAUUUAUCAUUUUUUAUCCAGAUAAUAUGAUGUAACAUUAUUUUUCAA